UUUCCUGAUCUCAUCGAAUUGAGCAGAUCUGUAGCGGGACAAGCUUCAGACACCUUUAUAGGAUUUAAAACUUUUUUUUUUUUCCAACCCAAAGAACAUUUUAUACACAUUGAAGCUGUUUCUGACAACUGUUCACCUGUGGAGGAUGGAAAAGUGACGACUUUUCCAGUAUCUGAGGCCAGCUGUUCUUCUUGAAGGUGCAGGAUGAAAAUAUGGCAGAACACCUUGUACCACCAGGUCCUGAUAGCCUCCAUCCACUCACCCUUGAGUCACUCAAAGCCAUUGAGAAACGGAUCGCUGAGAAGAAAGCCAAGAAGCCCAACGAUGAAGAGAAAACAUGCAAGUAUGAGGAUGAGCUCAAACCAAGCCGUGAUCUGGAGGAAGGCAAGCCUCUCCCACGUUUUUAUGACAUUCCUGCAGGCCUGGUGUCGACAGCGCUGGAAGACCUGGAUCCCUACUACUAUGAUAAAAAAACUUUUAUAGUAAUAAACAACAAGAAGUUUAUUUAUCGAUUCAACGCUGCUCCCGCCUUCUACCUUCUGACCCCCUUCCAUCCUAUCAGAAGGCUAUCAUUUAAAGUUCUGGUGCACUCAUAUCCUUUCAUUAAUAUGUUCAGCAUGCUGAUCAUGUGUACUAUUCUCACCAACUCUGCAUUCAUGACUCUCCAUAACCAACCAGAUUGGGCAAAGCACGUAGAGUACACAUUUACUGCAAUCUACACCUUUGAGUUCAUAAUUAAGGUUUUAGCAAGAGGAUUCUGCAUAGGGAAGUUCACAUUCUUAAGAGAUCCCUGGAACUGGCUGGACUUCUGUGUCAUUGUCUUAGCGUAUGUAACUGAAUUUGCAGAAAUGGGAAGUCUUUCAGUUCUUCGCACAUUUCGGGUGCUCAGAACAUUGAAAGCGAUUUCAGUAAUUCCAGGUCUAAAGACAAUUGUCGGUGCAUUAUUCCAGUCAGUAAAGAAGCUUGCUAAUGUUAUGAUCCUGACCGUUUUUUGCUUGAGCGUCUUUGCACUUGUUGGAUUACAGCUGUUUAUGGGACACUUGAGGAAUAAGUGCAUAGUGAAGCCAGAUAAUAUGUCUAUGAUAUUUCAGACCGAAUGGACAAACAACAAGAGUAAUUAUUAUAUCCAGCAAGGCAAAAAAGAUCCAUUGCUUUGUGGAAACAGCAGUCAGGCUGGGAAAUGUCCAGAGGGCUAUAUAUGUUUAAAAGCUGGAGAUAACCCAGACUACGGUUACACAAGUUUUGAUACCUUUGGUUGGGCCUUCCUUUCUCUAUUUAGACUGAUGACACAGGAUUACUGGGAAUACCUUUAUCAGCAGACUUUGAGAGCAUCUGGGAAACCCUACAUGUUUUUUUUUGUCCUGGUUAUAUUCCUUGGUUCCUUCUACUUGGUAAACCUGAUUUUGGCCGUAGUAGCUAUGGCCUAUGAGGAGCAGUGCCAGAUGAACCUAAAGAAAGCUCAGGAGAAGGAGGAGGAAUAUAAAGCAGCCAUUGAACAGCUCAAACGUCAGCAAGAGGAGGAUGUUCAGGCAAUGGUAAAAGCAGGUACAAUAGUCAAUGGAGAGACCUUGGAGAAAGGUGGUGGAACAGAGAGUUCCUCGGAAGCAUCUAAGCUGAGCUCCAAAAGUGCCAAAGAGCGACGCAACAGGAGAAAAAAAAGAAAGGAGGAGGAAAAAGGAGCCAGGAAGACAUCUUAUUCAGAUUCAAUAGACAGCUUAACAGCAGCCCGUUUCCACUUCUCUAUUGAUGGACACCCAUUCAACUAUGACAUAAAACCUUCAACGAACCAGUCCUUUCUGAGUUUCCGUGGACAGCUGCUGCCAUCCAGGAGAAACAGCAAAACCAGCCUUUUCAGUCUCCAAAGCCAACCACAAGAUGUCACUUCGGAAAAUGAGUUUGCAGAUGAUGAGAACAGCAUUUUUGAAGGCAAGCUGAGUCGAAGGGGAUCCCUGUUAAACACCCCUAGAUAUAAUAGACACAGCAGCAGUGUGAGCCAAUGCAGCUUCUUACCGCAUCUCCAGUUUCAACCCUCUGGGAUCAGGCACAGCUCUAUAGACUGCAAUGGUGUUGUGUCUCUGGUGGAGGAGAACUCACUUCCAACAUCGCUACCUGCAGGGAUCCUUCCACCUAAUCUGACAAUAAAUAUGGCCUUCAAUGGAAACAAUGCUGACAGCACAGACACAGAAUCCAAACUUGCCAGCGGAGAAAACUACAUGGAUUGUUUGGACCUAACCAACAACUACGAGAUGAGACAGAGAGCAUAUAGUAUAGCUAGUGUCAUCACAAACACCAUAGAGGAACUUGAAGAAUCAAGACAGAAGUGCCCUCCUUGCUGGUACAAAUUUGCCCACAACUUCCUCAUCUGGGAGUGUUGCCCAGUAUGGCUGAAAAUCAAACAAAUAGUUAAAUUAAUUGUGAUGGACCCAUUUACGGACCUAGCCAUCACUAUGUGCAUUGUACUCAACACAUUAUUCAUGGCCAUGGAGCAUCAUGAAAUGGAAAAAUGGUUCGCCAACAUGCUGUAUGUUGGAAAUCUGGUGUUCACGGCCAUCUUUACAGUAGAAAUGAUCCUCAAGAUUAUUGCACUGGACCCCUACUAUUACUUUCAAGUGGGAUGGAAUAUUUUUGAUGCAGUCAUUGUCUGUUUAAGCUUGACAGAGCUUAGUCUCAGUGAUGUGAAAGGCAUGUCCAUUCUGAGAUCAUUCAGAUUGCUGAGAGUGUUCAAGUUGGCUAAGUCCUGGCCCACUCUUAAUAAACUCAUCAAAAUAAUUGGUAAUUCAGUGGGAGCUUUGGGCAACCUGACCCUGGUGCUGGCCAUCAUUGUUUUCAUCUUUGCUGUUGUGGGCAUGCAGCUGUUUGGAAAACGCUAUAUCGACUGUGUGUGUAAAAUCAAUGAAGACUGCAAUCUGCCUCGCUGGCACAUGAGUGACUUCUUCCAUUCAUUCCUCAUUGUGUUCCGAGUGCUUUGUGGAGAAUGGAUAGAGACAAUGUGGGACUGUAUGCAGGUGGCUGGGAUACCCCAGUGCCUCAUUCUCUACAUGAUGGUCAUGGUUAUUGGAAAUCUUGUGGUGCUGAACUUGUUUCUGGCCCUGCUGCUGAGUUCAUUCAGUUCAGACAAUCUGAUGAAGACUGCAGAUGACGAUAACGAGCUCAACAAUUUGCAGAUUGCAUUUGAUCGGAUACACAGAGGCAUUUCCUUCAUCAAGUUGAAGAUUGGAAGUUGUUGCAACAGUUUGUGUGUCAGAGAUAAAAAAGCGAGUGAAGACAAAACAUUUGGGCACAAUGGUGUCCCCAAUCAUACCAUUACAGACUUCUCUAAGAGUCGCAAUGGCGAAGUGACUGGAGUGGGCAAAAGUGGGGACAAGUACAUAGUCAACAGCAAGAGCGAUGAUUCCAUCAUGUCUUUCAUAAAUAACCCAAGUCUGACUGUGACUGUUCCCAUUGCUGCGGAGGAGUCAGACUUUGAAAUGCUUAAUACUGAGGACUUCAGCAGUUUUUCAUCCAACGUACCGGAAUUUCAUGUGGCUGUCGAUGAUGAUGAUGAUGAUGAUGAUGAUGAUGAUGAUGGAGAGUUCAGUGCCUCUGAGGGCAGUACAUUGGAUGAUCAGUCAAACAGAGAGCCAGCUGAGACUGUAGACCAUGAUUUUGAAGAAAUUAAGGAACCACAUGACUGUUUUACUGCAGGAUGCGUGCGGAAAUUUAAAUGUUGCCAAGUAAAUGUGCACGUGGGCUGGUGGAAGAUGUGGUGGACACUAAGGAAAACCUGUUAUCGGAUAGUCGAGCACAACUGGUUUGAGAGCUUCAUCAUCUUCAUGAUUUUGCUCAGCAGUGGAGCACUUGCUUUGGAAGAUGUGUACGCUGAGCAGAGAAAAACAAUUAAAGUAUUGUUGGAAUUUGCAGACAAAAUGUUUACCUUCAUCUUCAUUCUGGAGAUGCUGCUGAAAUGGAUGGCAUAUGGAUUUGCCAAGUAUUUCACAAACGCAUGGUGCUGGUUGGACUUCCUCAUUGUUGACGUCUCACUGGUCAGUCUUGUGGCUAAUGCUUUAGAAUUCUCAGACAUUGGUCCAAUCAAAUCUCUGAGAACCCUGCGAGCUCUAAGGCCUCUAAGAGCCCUGUCAAGGUUUGAGGGCAUGAGGGUGGUUGUCAAUGCCCUACUGGGAGCCAUUCCUUCCAUCUUUAAUGUGCUGUUGGUAUGCCUCAUCUUCUGGCUAAUCUUCAGCAUCAUGGGAGUCAACCUAUUUGCAGGAAAGUUCCACAGCUGUUUAAAUAAAACCACAGACAAACCUUUCAGCACAGAUGAAGUGAAAAACAAGUCAGAAUGCAUAAAGCUUGGGAAUGAGACUGCCGUCUGGAAAAAUAUCAAAGUCAACUUUGACAAUGUUGGAAUGGGCUAUCUUGCUCUUCUGGAAGUUGCUACAUUCAAAGGCUGGAUGGAUAUCAUGUAUGCUGCUGUGGACUCUCAAACCAAGCAAGAUGAACAGCCAGAAUAUGAAAUCAACUUGAAGAUGUACCUAUAUUUUGUUGUUUUCAUCAUAUUUGGGGCCUUUUUCACCCUGAAUCUCUUCAUUGGUGUCAUUAUAGACAAUUUCAAUCAACAGAAGAGAAAGUUAGGAGGUCAAGACAUCUUUAUGACUGAUGAGCAAAAGAAAUACUAUAAUGCUAUGAAGAAGCUGGGGUCAAAGAAGCCACAGAAACCAAUCCCAAGGCCAGAAAACACGUUUCAAGGAUACAUUUUUGAUUUUGUUACACAACAAGUGUUUGAUAUUAUAAUUAUGAUUCUUAUAUGGCUAAAUAUGGUAGCCAUGAUGGUGGAACAUGAGGACCAGGGCCCAAAACUGAAAAAUACCCUCAGGAACAUCAACAUAGGGUUCAUUGUCAUCUUCACUGGAGAAUGUUUGUUAAAGAUGAUCGCACUUCGCCAUUACUUUUUCAUCAAUGGUUGGAAUAUAUUUGAUUUCAUUGUGGUCAUCCUAUCAGUUGUUGGCACAUUUCUUGCAAAUGUGAUAGAGAAGUAUUUUGUCUCACCAACCCUUUUCAGAGUGAUCCGACUGGCUAGGAUCGGACGUGUCCUUCGCCUUAUUAAAAGUGCCAAGGGAAUUCGUACACUCUUGUUUGCCUUGAUGAUGUCACUUCCUGCCUUGUUUAACAUUGGCCUUUUGCUCUUCUUGGUGAUGUUCAUCUACGCCAUCUUUGGCAUGUCAAACUUUGCCUACGUUAAAAAGGAAAAAGGCAUUGAUGACCUUUUUAAUUUUGAGACUUUUGGCAACAGCAUGAUCUGUUUGUUUCAGAUUACCACAUCCGCAGGGUGGGAUAGCCUUCUAGCACCCAUCCUCAACAAGGACAAAGAUGAUUGUGAUACUGAAAUUGACAAUCCUGGUAGCAAUGUUAAAGGAAAUUGUGGAAAUCCUUCAGUGGGAAUUGCCUUCUUUGUGAGUUAUAUAAUUAUCUGCUUCCUUAUUGUCGUGAACAUGUACAUUGCAGUCAUCCUGGAGAAUUUUGGCGUGGCCACCGAGGAGAGCACUGAACCAUUAAGCGAGGAUGAUUUUGAAAUAUUUUAUGAGGUCUGGGAAAAGUUUGACCCUCUCGCAACACAGUUUGUGAAAUACAGUAUGCUGUCAGACUUUGCAGAUGCUUUAAACCCACCAUUACGCAUUCCCAAGCCUAACAAACUGGAGCUCAUCUCUAUGGAUCUACCAGUUGUCAGUGGUGACCGCAUUCACUGCCUGGAUAUACUUUUUGCCUUUACAAAACGUGUUUUGGGUGAGAGUGGGGACAUGGACAUUCUCAGGGCCCAGAUGGAGGAUCGCUUUAUGGCUGCAAAUCCAUCCAAGGUGUCAUAUGAACCCAUCACAGCCACCUUCCGCCAAAAACAGGAAAACGUGUCAGCUGCUGUUAUUCAGAGAGCUUUUAGACAUUAUUCUAGGACCAAGAUUUUUGAUGUAGUCAAUGUUGAUGUUGACAAGGAUGAAAAGCUGUCUGACAGAAAAGAUAAUUUUACAGGAAAACUUAAAGAAGUAUCUACUGCCGAUAAAGCUGAACUGCCACCUUUAAUGGACCCUCAGUCUUCAGGUAACAGUGUGACACCAAAUGGGAACAGCAAACACGAAAAGGACAGAAGUGAAAAGGAGGUUGAGGGCAAAGACAUCACAGAACAAGACAAAUGAGAGAAAUAUGGAAGUGCAAAACAGAUUUGAGGAAAUUAAGAAAAUGUUUACAACUUUUGAAAGGGAAUUCCUUCCUUUCGACAUUUUUUCAGAAAUUGGUACAAUCAUUUAAAGUAUUUUUAAAGACACUAAUUAUUGCUUUGAUGCCUAUUGCAGCCAACUCAACUAUCCACCGUCUCAUAUAUAUCCAAUUUGUCAGUAACUGACCAAUUUUUUGUUUUUGAAGAGAAAAGUAUUUCUUAUAUCUGUAUUCAUUUUGUCAUUCGGUUGCACUGGUUUAAGACCAGCCUUAAUUACUCAUAGUACGAAAAAUGUUUUCUAAAACCACUUGAAGUUCUGCAUGUAUGUUUCUCCAUGGCUAUGCAUGCCAAAGAGUACUGUUUUGACCAGGGUUUUUUCCAGUCCAACAUGUUUUAUGCUGCAAAACUCGAAAAACAUCAUGAAUACUGAAUUUGUGUGUUGAUCAGCAUCGGGACAGUAACCCUGUCAAAAAUAAAGCAAAAGAAAUUGCACUUUUUCUAAUCAUUGAAGACAUUGAUAUACUGUAUGUCUUCCAUGGUACACAGAUAUAUAACAAACAUGUUAAUUAUGCACAUCUUUAUUUCAAAUCCUUCCAUUAACUUGCAAUUAAAGAAAAUACUUAUUUGCCUAGGUAUUUACCUAAAGGAAAACUCAUUGACUGUUUGUUGCAGAGAAACUAAUGCUCUGCUUUGUUUCCACUUUGUGCUUUGACUACUCUAAAAUACAGGCUUUCCUACUUCUGUCUCUUGGUGUUGGUCCCUGAAUUUAAGCAAUCAUGAAAUCAGUUAAUAUUCUAAUGCUUCAUUUUAAACAAAAACUAAAUAUACUACCUAUGUUAUGUUGUAUGUAACAAGACAUUUGGAUAUGGGCUAUUCAUGUUAAAGCUCUGUGUUAGACUUCUGGUAGAAUUAGGGACAUACUGCGUUUUCCAGUUCAUCUCUCAAUCUUUAUCAUUGUAAAUAUCAAAGAUGGACUUAAUGGCUCAGGUUAUUAUGAAGACUCUCAAGGAAAUUGCAUUACACAUGUCAUGUGCUCAUAGCUAUUUCCUGCCUCUGUUUACAUUUUAUAUUGUUGCUUCUCACAACUGCCACAUUAAAUUGUACAUGUAUCUGGUGGGAAAGAAAGUAAAGUUCCACUGAUGUAAUUACUUUUGCAUGGUAAAAACUAUGCUAUACUUUACAGUCAGUGAAAGAGUGUUUUUGUUAUAUAAACAUCUGGUGAUUGUAUAUAUCUAUUCUAUUUGUAGUGUAUAAAGAAACUGCAUGCAAGACACUGUUGUAGCACAUUUUAUUAAAAGGGGGAUGAUUUAAAUAAAGGUUACAAGUAUA
Girardinichthys multiradiatus is the source of this 7513-nucleotide messenger RNA. RefSeq names its product sodium channel, voltage-gated, type I-like, alpha (gene scn1laa). Lineage: Eukaryota; Metazoa; Chordata; Actinopteri; Cyprinodontiformes; Goodeidae. Gene Ontology annotation, cellular component: axon; plasma membrane; voltage-gated sodium channel complex. The transcript is spliced from 27 exons. Gene Ontology annotation, biological process: membrane depolarization during action potential; sodium ion transmembrane transport; neuronal action potential. The coding region runs from base 213 to 6164 and encodes 1983 amino acids. The record is from RefSeq and is a predicted model, not a curated record. Gene Ontology annotation, molecular function: voltage-gated sodium channel activity.